UUGCUCUGGAGAACAAAAGGCUGAGCUAUGAUAGCCACUGGUGGAGUGAUAACCGGCCUGGCCGCCUUGAAAAGGCAAGACUCUGCCAGAUCACAGCAGCAUGUCAACCUCAGCCCAUCACCUGCUGCUCAGGAGAAGAAACCAGUCAGGCGUCGGCCCCGGGCCGAUGUCGUGGUCGUUCGAGGCAAAAUCCGACUUUAUUCCCCAUCUGGUUUCUUCCUUAUUUUAGGAGUGCUUAUCUCCAUUAUAGGAAUUGCAAUGGCCAUCCUUGGCUAUUGGCCCCAAAAAGAACAUUUUAUCGAUGCCGAGACAACACUGUCAACAAAUGAAACUCAGGUCAUCCGGAACCAGGGUGGUGUGGUGGUUCGCUUCUUUGAACAGCAUUUACAUUCUGAUAAAAUGAAAAUGCUCGGUCCCUUCACCAUGGGAAUUGGCAUCUUCAUUUUCAUCUGUGCUAAUGCCAUUCUCCAUGAAAACCGCGACAAAGAAACCAAGAUCAUACACAUGAGGGAUAUCUAUUCCACCGUCAUUGACAUCCACACGCUAAGAAUCAAGGAGCAAAAGCAAAUGAAUGGCAUGUACACUGGCUUGAUGGGAGAAACAGAAGUAAAGCAGAACGGGAGCUCCUGUGCCUCGAGACUGGCAGCAAACACGAUCGCCUCUUUCUCGGGUUUUCGAAGCAGUUUCCGGAUGGACAGCUCCAUGGAGGAGGAUGAGCUUAUGCUCAGUGAAAAUAAGAGUUUUGGACACCUUAUGCCACCUCUGCUCUCUGACAGCUCUGUCUCUGUCUUUGGCCUCUAUCCACCUCCUUCCAAGACCAUCGAGGAUAAGACCAGCAGCUCCAAGAAAUGUGAAACCAAGUCAAUUGUGUCAUCAUCCAUCAGUGCUUUCACGUUGCCUGUGAUCAAACUUAAUAACUGUGUUAUUGACGAGCCCAGUAUAGAUAACAUCACCGAGGAUGCUGAUAACCUCAAAAGUAAGUCGAGGAAUUUGUCAAUGGAUUCCCUUGUGGUCUCUUUGCCCAACACCAGUGAGUCCUUCCAGCCAUUCAGCACAGUGCUCCCCAGGAAUCAUUCUGUUGGGGAGUCGUUGUCAAGUCAGUACAAGUCCUCUAUGGCCCUUGGACCCGGGGCUGGACAGCUCUUGUCUCCUGGGGCUGCUAGAAGACAGUUUGGGUCCAAUACAUCCUUGCAUUUGCUCUCUUCACACUCAAAAUCCUUAGACCUAGACCGGGGUCCCUCCACUCUAACUGUUCAGGCAGAACAACGGAAACAUCCAAGCUGGCCUCGGUUAGAUCGAAACAACAGCAAGGGAUAUGUGAAACUGGAGAACAAAGAGGACCCGAUGGAUAGGUUGCUCGUGCCUCAAGUUGCCAUCAAAAAAGACUUUACCAAUAAAGAGAAGCUUCUUAUGAUUUCAAGAUCACAUAAUAACUUGAGUUUCGAACAUGAUGAGUUUCUGAGUAACAACCUAAAGCGGGGAACUUCUGAAACAAGGUUUUAAUGUUUAAAAAUACAUCCAUUUACCAGGGUAUACGUUUGAAAGCUGUUUUCACUGGCGUUCCCUUCUUAAAGCAUUGGCUAUAAGCCUCUUUAAUCCAUUGGUUUGUAGUGCAUUAGAACUGGCUGCUUAGUUCUGUGAUGGAGAUGGCUGUAUGUUUGGGUUACUUGAGACUGCAGUACUAUAUGGUAUCACAUAUGCUUUUAUUUUUCCAUUUCUUUUGAAGGCAAGAUCUCUUUUAUUGAUAUUAAUAUGAAUGCAAAACACUUGCACCCAAAUCAAAACUCCUUUUCUUUACUUUUAAGUUUGUUCAUUGAUUAUUAUAUUCCUAGAAUGAAGUAUCCAGUAUGGAAAACAUAGGGUACCAAAGUGUGGACUAGAAAUACCAAAUUCAGGCCCUGUAUUCAAUAUAUAGCUAUAAAUGAGUAUGAGUACAAAUCUUAGUAUGUGAUUUUCUGAAUAAUUGCCCUUGUAUAGGAUGGGUUAGAUUAUUUAAAAGGAAAAAGAUGUCAUUUCCAUGUGAGCUCAGUAAUAUGAAUUGGUGAAGUUGGUCGUAAAUCUUAUUCUGAGCUUUAGGUAGAUGGUAUUUUUUUUUCAGCAUCAAUUCUGUUUUUAAUGAUGUUUUAUCAAGAAAAAAUGUAUCCAAGAGCCAUGACUGAGAAUUCCAGGUAUACUUAGGGAUACACGUCAAAAUGCUAUUAGCUAUAACUUUAGAUAUUCAGAAUCAAAGAUUUCUUGCAAACUGACAUUAAAAAAAGAAUGAAACAAUAUAAUGUGUAGAAAUGCUAAUUUAAAAUAAUUAUAUACAUGAAGAAAAUGUUGGCUAAUGAAGAGAUACAUUAAAUGCUAGUUAAUGCUAAUUAGUUCUAGUAGCUUUUUCUAGCCGUCUGUUACCAUCCAAUAUCCACUCAUUCCCACAUCAUUAUUUUCUCCCAGUAUUUUUUAGAUCCUGGUAUUUGGAAAACAAUCAACUAACCUUGACAUUUUCUUUUAUUUUUGCAUACCCUGGCUUGAUGGUACACAAAUAUUUAGUCCUUGAUAAAUUGCCUUGAUAUGUACUUUGUGCUGGAAAGCCUUACAAUCAUCCCAAAGACUUUCUUAUGGUAUAAUAAUACCUUUUUAGGAUUGUGGUUUUCAGCUAUUGAAGAUAAUAAAUGUUAAAAUGGAUGUUUCCAUCAGAAAAUAUUCAUGUUUUCCAUUAAGGUAACAUAAUUUUGAGAAUUGUUUAAUGGAACACUCAGGAAAUCUUACAGGUUUUGCCCAAUGCCAAAACAUUUCUGAACACCAGAACUGCAGCUGUGGACAAGCAGGAAGGGGAUACAUCUGUUUGUGUAGCUGCCCACAAUUCCACCUUGUGUUUGUGUCAUAAGCUUUCCUCUGUCGAGGCAUGGUGUUACUUGUUAGAACAUUCAGCCUGUGUAUUAUAAUAGAGUGAGCUCAAUAUUUUACUAUAAAACAUUUAAUAAACUUCUGUUAUUAAUAGAA
Messenger RNA from Carlito syrichta (Philippine tarsier), 2985 nucleotides. It is a transcript of the gene TMEM200A, whose product is annotated as transmembrane protein 200A. The coding region runs from base 28 to 1503 and encodes 491 amino acids. NCBI's taxonomy places the organism in Eukaryota, Metazoa, Chordata, Mammalia, Primates, Tarsiidae. The record is from RefSeq and is a predicted model, not a curated record. The transcript has 2 exons.